AAUAGUAGGUCAGCCUGCUGUCGCGGCCUGGUGUCGCGGCAGUACACUGUCGGUGAGGGGGAAUGGAGCUCGAAACCGAGGCGCUCUUGCAAGAGGCUCGCGAGAGCGUCGAGGCGGCGCGGACCUACCGCCGGGAGCUGCAGCAGCGCCUGAAGGGGCUGCACCUGGCACGCCAACAGAUCAAAGAGAGUGCAGCUCUGACGAGGGAUGUACUUGGGCAGCAUUUUAAUGAUUUAAAAGGGACCCUGAGGAAGCUGCUGGAUGAGAGGCUGGUGUCCUUGCUGCAGGAAGUGGACACCAUUGAACAGGACAGCAUCAAGCCCUUGGAAGAGUGCCAGAAGCUGAUAGAACAUGGAGUCAGUACAGCUGAUGAACUUGUCCGGGAAGGUGAGAAUGCCAUCCAUGGAACUAUAGGGGAGGACAGAGACAAACUCUGCAGCUUUACCAAAAAGGCUUUGCAUAUUCAGCUGGAUAGUUUGCCAGAAGUGCCCGCACUGGUAGACGUGCCUUGUUUAUCUGCCCAACUGGAUGACUCUCUUCUUACAAUAGUGAAAAGUGAGAUCUUCAAACACGGGACAAUAGCAUCUCGACCGCCAAUUCAGAUAGAAGAGCUUAUUGAGAAGCCGGGAGGUAUCCUAGUGCGAUGGUGUAAGGUUGAUGAUGACUUCAUACCACAAGACUACAGGCUUCAGUAUUGCAAAAGUAAUGCCACCCACUUUGAAGAUGUGUAUGUCGGCUCAGAGACAGAAUUCAUAGUAUUGCACAUCGACCCCAAUGUCGACUAUCAGUUCAGGGUUUGUGCUAGAGGAGAUGGUCGGCAGGAAUGGAGUCCAUGGAGCGUUUCUCAAAUUGGUCAUACAACAUUAGUGCCUCAUGAAUGGGCACCUGGCUUUGACGGAUAUAGCCUGAGUAGCCGAAGAAACAUAGCCCUCCGAAAUGAUUCACAGCCUGGUGGGGUGCUGUACUCCAAGGCUCCAACCUACUAUUGUGGUCAGACGUUGACGUUCCGAAUUGAAACAGUUGGCCCAGUGGACAAAAAAGACAGCAUAGGUGUUUGUGUGGAGCAGCAGAACGGCUGUGAUUCUUUGCAGCGGGACAAAGCAGUGUGUAUUAGCACCAAUGGUGCUGUAUUUGUGAAUGGCAAAGAGAUGACAAACCAGUUGCCUGCAGUUACUUCAGGAUCAGCUGUGACAUUUGACAUGGAAGCUGUGAACCUGGGUCCUUCCAACAACAAUGAAGGGGGGAAUUUCAAACUUAGAGUCACAAUUAGUUCUAACAACAGGGAAGUGGUCUUUGACUGGGUACUUGAUCAGUGCUGCGGUUCUCUGUAUUUUGGAUGUUCAUUUUCCUACCCUGGCUGGAAAGUGCUGGUGUUCUAGCCUCUGAAACAGUGUUUAGAUUGCGUCCCUCUGCAGUUGGACUCAGUGACGCAGUGGUUUGCUAGAGCAGUCUCCUAAACUGUGUGUUUUUAGUACACUGGGAUAGAGUCUGUACAGGAGUGAGCCCCGUAACAAAAACCUGUCCUAUGUGAUUGAAUUACUUGAACUCUGUCCUCUUUACUGGAUUCACUUAAUAUAGAGGUGAAACAUCUGGAAAACUAAGUAGAUUUUCAGGGCUGAUAUCAAUUUAUGUGUUUAGAUUAUUUUUUUACGGGGUGGAGUGAGACCCAGAGUGGAUCCCAUUACUGUGUUCCUAUCUAUGCAUCAUUGUGCUUACUGUACAGAUUGGACUUUGCCUAACGCUGCUUUUAUUUUUGGCUCAGGGUUAGUGGACCAAACUCUUAGACAUGCUAUCUCACUCAGAGGAAGGUACUGCAACAGUAAACCACAGCUGGGCAUAGUCUUGAUCAUGCUUCAGUGGUUUUCCUCUUUGGAAUCUGAUGUUGAUGCAUUUUGCUCAUUGGAACACUUCUUUUCCUCUGGUGGGCGGUACCAUUGUUUUACUGCAGCAAAACAGCAACAUCUUAAGCUGAGAUUGUUCAAAUGUACAGUACCUCUGCCUCCACUCCUUAACCAUGUGCCUUAGUUGCAGGCUUUUAUGGAACAGUAUUGUAUGUGUAGGAGAAUUAAGUUUUCAGUAAUAACCGUGCAGCAUCCAGUUACAUACCACUGGAUUGUUGCACUUCGGUCAAGCUUUGGAAUAAAUGGUGCAUUCACACAAUUUUUUAAACGUCAGAAUCCUGCAGGAGCUCUCACAGCAAGUGCCCUUACGGUGAUGACAUCACACAGUUUCAGCAGAACUUCUGUAUUCUUUAGUAAUAUCCCUUUGUGUAAGAAGAUUCUGUGUUGGUUCUGAACAUUCUUGAGGAGAACCCACAGAGGAAAAUGUGGUCUCAUCCAGAAUUACUUGUCAAGCUUUUCCUUACUGAUCAAGGGAUUCAAAGAACAAUUCUGCAGUAGCUUAGGAGAAGGGGGCAUUGGGGUGUGGGAGAAUGUUCCUGCAAUCAAGGAGGUACCGUAUAGAAAAGGGUACAUGUAAAUGCAUUCAUAGCUUGCAUAGGGUCAAUACAGGGUUCGGGUAAUGGUAAUAACUGGGGAACAACUUCUUUGUAGCACAUGUAUAAGCUUAUGUAUACUGGGCCCAAGCUUCAAACCUCUCCCCCCUCCCCUCGGUUUAAGCCAUUGACAUGCUGCAUUUUUAGGGUAUUUAUUUUUGUGUGGCUAAGGCAGCUCAGACUAUGUGAUACUAUAUCACAAAAACUAUAUUCUGUGUGUUUAGGAGCCCAUGUGGUUCCCAGGAUGACUGGAAAAAAGCACACAGGGGAAAAAAUCCACAGAAACCCCCCCCCAGUCAUAAAUGCUCACAGUAAAAAA
Molecule: messenger RNA, 2813 nt
Organism: Gekko japonicus
Lineage: Eukaryota; Metazoa; Chordata; Lepidosauria; Squamata; Gekkonidae
Gene: CRLF3
Product: cytokine receptor-like factor 3
Exons: 8
Coding region: 63-1379 (438 amino acids)
Molecular function (GO): protein binding
Source: RefSeq, a predicted model, not a curated record